AUGUGGUUCUCUGCAAAUAUGGUUAUUGCAUCUUAUACCUUAGGUGGUCUAGGACCCAUCGUAUAUAAUCUUAAUUUUGGAACAUCAGUACUAGUUAUUAUAUUCUUCAAUAUUUUGGGGUUACUAUCAGUAGCAUUUUUUUCUGUGUUUGGGGCAGAGUUUGGAUUAAGACAAAUGAUUUUAUCAAGAUUCCUUCUGGGGAAUGUUACCGCGAGGAUAUUUGCCCUUAUUAAUAUCAUUGCAUGUGUUGGUUGGGGGAUCGUCAAUACGGUGGCAUCAGCUCAAUUAUUGAACAUGGUUAAUCAAGGGAAUAGCUGUCCCCUUUGGGCAGGUUGUUUGGUUAUCGUUGGAUGUACCGUUUUAGUGACAUUUUUCGGUUAUAAUAUUAUUCAUGCUUAUGAAAAAUGGUCAUGGAUCCCUAAUUUUGCUGUGUUUUUAGUUAUUAUUGCUCGUUUGAAAAUGUCUGGUAAUUUUUCUGGUGGUGAAUGGACAUCUGGCCCAACAACUGCUGGGGGUGUUCUUUCAUUCGGAUCUGCUGUGUUUGGGUUUGCUACUGGGUGGACAACAUAUGCUGCAGAUUAUACUGUCUAUAUGCCAAGACGUACAAAUAAGUAUAAGAUCUUCUUUUCCCUGGUGGCAGGUUUAUCAUUCCCAUUAUUUUUCACUAUGAUCCUUGGUGCUGCCUCAGCUAGAGCGGCUGUUAACACUCCUGAAUGGAUGGCAUACUACGAUAAAAAUGGGUUGGGUGGGGUUACUUACGCUAUCCUGGUUCCAAACUCAUUACAUGGAUUUGGUGAAUUUUGUUGUGUGUUACUAGCGAUGUCUACAGUGGCAAAUAACAUUCCUAACAUGUAUACCAUUGCAUUGUCUGUGCAAGCGCUUUAUCAUCCAUUUUCGAAAGUACCAAGAGUUGUUUGGACCAUGUUAGGUAAUGCUGCAACAGUAGGUAUUGCUAUUCCAGCCUGUUAUUACUUUGAUGAAUUCAUGCAAUAUUUUAUGGACUCCAUUGGUUAUUAUUUAGCCAUAUACAUUGCAAUUUCGUGCUCUGAGCAUUUUAUAUAUAGAAAGGGAUUCAAGGGUUAUAAUAUCGAGGAUUGGAAUAAUUCAAAAAAACUACCAAUUGGUAUUGCUGGUACCUCUGCAUUGAUUGUUGGUGCCUUUGGAGUCGCCCUUGGUAUGUGUCAAGUUUACUGGGAGGGUGAAAUUGGACGUUUGAUUGGGGAUAACGGUGGUGACAUUGGUUUUGAAUUAGGUGCAAGUUGGGCUUUCAUAACUUAUAACAUCUUGAGACCCCUAGAGUUGAAGUAUAUGGGACGUUGA
Naumovozyma dairenensis CBS 421 is the source of this 1320-nucleotide messenger RNA. Its product is annotated as cytosine permease. Gene Ontology annotation, biological process: cytosine transport; transmembrane transport. The coding region runs from base 1 to 1320 and encodes 439 amino acids. The transcript has a single exon. Gene Ontology annotation, molecular function: nucleobase transmembrane transporter activity. The record is from RefSeq and is a predicted model, not a curated record. Gene Ontology annotation, cellular component: plasma membrane; fungal-type vacuole membrane. NCBI's taxonomy places the organism in Eukaryota, Fungi, Ascomycota, Saccharomycetes, Saccharomycetales, Saccharomycetaceae.